Sapajus apella (tufted capuchin) is the source of this 2822-nucleotide messenger RNA. RefSeq names its product coiled-coil domain containing 15 (gene CCDC15). The transcript has 14 exons. Lineage: Eukaryota; Metazoa; Chordata; Mammalia; Primates; Cebidae. Gene Ontology annotation, cellular component: centrosome. The record is from RefSeq and is a predicted model, not a curated record. The coding region runs from base 283 to 2592 and encodes 769 amino acids.
GCGGGGCCCGGAAGGGGCGGGCACAAGGCUACGGAAGGGCGGGACGGAGAGGCCCACCCAAAAGUGGCGGUUUGCUUGAGGCCGUUACCUUAGUACCCAGAGUAGACUGAGUCUGUGGCUAGCUGCGGGCGGACUCCUGGCCAGUGCUGUCUCAGCCGGAGUGGGCCUCCGGGUCUCAGAAGCAGGCUUUUAUCUGGCCCGAGGCACCUAGCCGUUCAGCGCGUCUUCCCAUAACCGGAUACCGAUAAUUGGAACUCUCGGCUGCAGACCCAGGAGUCACAGAUGCCGGGAAGUAUGGCCCGAAAAAAACCUCGAAAUAACACACGGUUGCCCCUGGCUUUAAACCCCUUGAAGAGCAAGGACGUGUUGGCAGUGCUGGCUGAGAGGAACCAGGCUAUAGUACCAGUUGGGGCAUGGGUGGAACCUGCGUCACCAGAUAGUUUGGAAAUCCCAGCAUAUACAUCAGCAUAUUUGAUUGAGGAAGAACUAAAGGAACAGCUAAGAAAAAAACAAGAAGCUUUGAAACAUUUUCAGAAACAAGUUAAAUACCGAGUAAAUCAACAAAUUAGGUUGAGAAAAAAGCAGCAGCUUCAGAAGUCUUAUGAAAGAGCAGAAAAAGAAGGCUCUAUAGCCAUGCAGUCUUCACCAGCACACUUAACUUUCAAAAGGACAAGUGUUUUUCCAAACAAUUUAAAUGCCGCUAUCGGAAGUUCUAGGUUAUCUCCUUCCCUGAUGCUUGGGGAGGGAACAGAUGAUGAAGAGAAUCAGAAUGAAUUAUUUCAACAACAAGCCCAGGCUCUUAGUCAAACUAUGAAACAGGCACGUCAUCGGCUAGCAUCCUUUAAAACUGUGAGUAAAAAAAAGGGAUCAGUGUUUCCAGAUGAUGGAAGGAAAAGCUUUCCCACCCAGGAGACAGUGCUUUCUAAGAAACCAACAUCCACUGGGAUAAAUAUAGGGGUAAGAGGAGAAUUGCCCAUUAAGGUCCAUCGAGGUCUUUUAGCUGCUGUACCUUACCAUAAUUAUAUGGAAAAUCAGGAACUUGACUAUGAGGAACCUGACAAUGAGGAAACUUCAUCUAUUAUAACUGAUGAGAAAGGGAAAGAAAAUUUGUUUGGGAGAGACCAGCAGGACCAGCAGGAUAUCCUUUCUGAAGAUAAGAACAAACCUUUCAGCAGAGUUCAGAAAGUAAAAUUCAAAAAUCCAUUAUUUGUUGUGAUGGAAGAGGAAGAGCAAAAGCAGUUACAUUUCGAGGGCCUUCAGGAUAUUCUGCCAGAAGCCCAGGAUGAUUUUCCAGAAGCUGAAGAUGAUUUGCUGGAAACCCAGGGUGAUUUGAAAGGAAUCCAGAGUGUUGAGCCAGAUACCCAGGCUGUUGAGCCGAACGUUCAAGUUACUGAGCCAGAAGGCCAGGCCAUUGAACCGGAAGGCCAGCCUGUUAAGACAGAAACUCAUGGUAUUAGGCUGAAAGCCCAGAGUACUGAGCUAGAAGAAGGGAGUAUUGUAUUGGAAACUCAGGAUUUUCCACCCCCAAAUCAGGUUUUUCUGUCUGAAAACCAGGAUGUCUUACUCAAAGGCCACUGUGUUCUCCCUAAAGACCAGAAUAUUCUACUCAAAUAUCAGGACCAGGACUUCAUACCCAGAGACCAGCAUGUUCUCCCCAAAGACCAAGAUAUUCUGCCAAAAUAUCAGGACCAGGAUUUUCUACCUAAAGACCAGGAUUUUUUAUCUAGAGACCAGCAUGUUCUCCCCAAAGACCGGAAUAUUCUACCCAAAUGUCAGGACCUGGAUUUUCUACCCAGGGACCAGCAUGUUCUUUCCAAAGACCAGAAUAUUCUACCCAAAUGUCAGGACCAAGAUUUUCUACCAAAAUAUCAGAGCAAGCAUGUCAAACCACCCUCAUCUUUUGAGAAAUGGAAGAUUGCAAGAAGAAAUACUCCUGGAGUGCCAUUGGCUUAUGAUGGGUAUCAAUCAGGAUUGAGCUCUGAAUUUCAAUCACCACUGGCAUUUCAGUCUGGCAUAGAUAAAGAAGAAGAUAAGAAAGAGCGUCAAAAGCAGUACCUGAGACAUAGACGACUUUUCAUGGAUAUUGAGAGAGAACAAGUAAAAGAACAACAAAGGCAAAAAGAACAAAAGAAGAAAAUUGAAAAAAUUAAGAAAAAGAGAGAGCAAGAACGUUAUGCCGAAGAGCAGAGGAUCCUAAAAAUGAACUUUCAUGAAGAACUGUAUUCAGGAGAGAAGAUGAGUGAGAUAUUAGCUCAGUUACAACUUGAAGAGAUCAAAGGAGCCAGAGAAAAACAACAACAGAGAGAAAAAGAAUACCUGAGAUAUGUAGAAGCUUUACGAGCCCAAAUCCAGGAGAAAAUGCGGCUGUAUAAUGUCACUUUACCUCCACUAUGCUGUUGUGGUCCUGAUUUUUGGGAUGCUCAUCCUGAUACCUGUGCCAACAAUUGUAUUUUCUAUAAAAACCACAAAGCAUAUACUCGGGCACUGCAUUCAGUCAUCAAUUCCUGUGAUGUCUCUGGGGGUAACCCAACUCUUCGAGCCGCAAUUCAUAAUUUUGCUUCUGCACACAGACGGACUUUGAAAAAUCUGUAGUAGGAAUCUGAAAUUAACUGGUAGUAUUUUGACUUUUAUUUAAAAUCAACCCUGAGAGAUUAUUUAAGAAAAGCUGUUCAAGUGUGUAAAAUGUAUAAUCCGGAAAUACAUAAUACUGUCUCAUAUAAUAACUGUCUUUAUAAUUGUAAUCAUUGUUUUAAUCUCUACCUUGGAACCAAGAUUGAAAUUCGACUUGCUCAUCUCUUCUUUCUUGUGAACCAUAUGGAUCC